Messenger RNA from Heterobasidion irregulare TC 32-1, 294 nucleotides. RefSeq lists its product as uncharacterized. Lineage: Eukaryota; Fungi; Basidiomycota; Agaricomycetes; Russulales; Bondarzewiaceae. Gene Ontology annotation, cellular component: U4/U6 x U5 tri-snRNP complex; precatalytic spliceosome; Lsm1-7-Pat1 complex. The coding region runs from base 1 to 294 and encodes 97 amino acids. The transcript is spliced from 4 exons. The record is from RefSeq and is a predicted model, not a curated record. Gene Ontology annotation, biological process: mRNA splicing, via spliceosome. Gene Ontology annotation, molecular function: RNA binding.
AUGUUAAUUUUCUCCGUCUUCAAAACGCUGACCGACCAACGUGUCACCGUUGAACUCAAGAAUGACUUGUCUAUCACAGGGACGUUGAAAUCCGUUGACCAGUUCUUGAAUAUCAGACUGGAUGCUAUCGAAGUGUUGGACCAAGGGAGACAUCCACACAUGAUGGCCGUGAAAAAUUGCUUCAUUCGAGGAUCGGUCGUCAGAUACGUGCAGCUUCCUUCCGAACACGUCGACACACAACUGUUAGAGGAUGCAACACGGCGCGGUGCGAUUGCUUCUGUCAUCAGCAGAUGA